CGCGUUUCCUGCAGUUCCAGUCCCUCGAUUCUGGACAAAUUCUGGAGAGGGCCAUCGGCCAAGCUCGCGGUGUACCCGGCCGAUGAAACGAAGCCAUGGCUUCGCCAAAGACGACUUCGUUUCAGGUGCAGAUCAACGCGGCACAGAAUCUGCACAACACCGACACGUUCGGGAAGAGUGACCCGUACUGCGAGAUCGAAUACAAAGGUGACAAGAAGAAAACAGAAGUCAAAGAGAAUGAGCUGAAUCCAGUAUGGGACCAGACAUUUAGCUUUGACCUCGGAGGGAAGGCACUCGACCCAUCAGACAACUUAACAGUCACUGUUAAGGACUAUGAACGUGUUGGCAGGAACAGGUUACUGGGGGAGAGUGUGGUUCCCCUGCGGGAUGUGGUAUCGGCGCCGAGUCACUCCUGUGAGCUGAACCUCACCCUGCAGGACGGAAACAAGCGACCCACCAUGGCCUCCAUCAGUCUGAGGAUCUCAUACCAGCCACCUGCGCAGGAAAAAGCACCUGAAGCACCUGCUGCAGAGGAAAUUGCAGAAGGUGGAGAGGAGGGAGACCUAACCUAUGGUGAAGGAGGUACAGAAGAGACUCUGCAGGAAGAAGGAGGUGUGGUCAGCACAAAGGGUGGCAAACCCUCCAGGGGAGCUGCUAGGAGGAAAUUGCCUGGCAAUUUGUCCAAUAAACCCAUGGACUUCCAGAUUCGAAUCAGGGUCCUAGAGGGACGACGGAUUGCAGGGUCCAACAUAUCUCCUGUCUGUAAAGUCACUGUAUCCAAUCAAUCCAAGCAGACCAGAGUCAAGAAGAAUACAGACUGUCCUUUCUAUGAUGAGCUUUUCUUCUUUAACUUCCACGAGUCCCCUGCUGAACUCUUUGGAGAUAUGAUAGAAAUUCAGGUGUUCAACUCCCGCAAGCUUCGCUCAGAUGCUUUCAUCGGUUCCUUCAAGCUGGAUAUAGGGGUAGUCCACAGACAACCUAACCAUGCCUUCCUUCGCCGCUGGGUUCUGUUGAGUGACCCCGACGACCCCACCGCUGGUGCCAAAGGGUACAUCAAGAUGUCCAUGAUUGUGCUGGGGCCUGGAGAGCAGCCUCCGUCUGAGAAAGCAGAAGGCGAGGCAGAAGUUGAUUCUGAUGACAUUGAAUCUAACCUCCUGCGCCCAGCUGGUGUGGAGCUCCGCCCCGCCACCUUUAUCUUCAGGGUGUUCCGAGCAGAGGACAUACCACAGAUGGACACAUCAGCAAUGCAAGGCAUCAAGAAGGUGCUGGGUGUUGGUGAGGUGAAAAAAGAGUUGGUGGACCCUUACAUGGAGGUUCACUUUGCAGGACGAAAGGUUAACACCAAGACUUUGUAUAAUUCUGACCAUCCCGAAUGGAACCAGGAGUUACGACUAGGCAUGCGCUUUCCUUCCAUGUGUGAGGUCAUCAAGCUGCGUAUUAAAGACUGGGACCGCGUCAGCGCUGACGACACAGUCGGUACAGGCCUCCUGAACCUGUCCAUGGUGUCCUGGCCUGGUGAAGAGGACGGAUUCCUGCCUUGCUUUGGUCCCUGCUUCCUCAACAUGUAUGGUUCUGUUCGUGAGUUUCGGACAUUGCCAGAUGAAUUUGAUGACCUGAACUUGGGAAAGGGUGAGGGCGUUGCCUACCGUGGUCGUGUCAUGGUCGAACUACGGACAAUUCUGGGAGAACUUCCUGACCCCAAGCAGUCUGUAGUGGACAUCACUCCAGAGGAGCUGAUGGUAGUGGAGGGCUUUCAGCGCUGCCGUAAGUACCGACUACUUGGAAUCUUCAUGGACGCCUCCAUGAUCUGUGAGAUGGAAGCUCCGGUGGAGUUCGAAGUCAGCAUCGGUAACUAUGGCAACAAACUGGACACCAACAUCCCACCUUCCUCGUCAACAACCCAGCCCACAAAUGCAGUGUUCGACGGCUGUAAGUACUACUUCUUACCGUGGGGCAGCACCAAGCCGGUCGUCGUCGUCACGUCGUUCUGGGAGAACAUCAGCUGGAGACUAGAGGCCCUCAACAUGUUACACAAGAUCACAGAAGCACUGGAAGGCGACCUGAUGAAGAUAAACAUGGGCUUGAAGACUAGGAUGAAUCGAGCAGAGCUGACCUCCUACUGUGUAGGGAUGCUGGACAGGCUCAUUGCAAGAUGCAAAAAGCAAUUACCAGUACCGCAGGCAGAAAAGGGCCACCGUGACACAGAACUUGACAGGAACAUGGGGAAAAUGAGGAGGAAACAGUUGGACAACAUAGUCGCCGAGGCCCAGGCACUGAGGGACAAGGCUUUAGAACCAGAGGAGGUGUUGGCAGCAGCCAUGGAAUACUGCCAGACACUCAAGGACAUCAGUAUUGAGCCCCAAAACAGCAUCCCUGAUGUGAUGAUCUGGAUGAUUACCGGAGGGAGUCGGAGAGCAUACUGCCGCAUCCCAGCCCACCAAGUCCUGUUCUCCACCAACCCUGGCUGCACAGGAAAGUACUGUGGACAGCUGCAGACAAUUACACUCAAGUACCCUGGUCACAAGCAUGGCAAGACGGACAUCCCCGCCCUCCUGAGGGUGAAACUAUGGCUGGGGUUACAGACCGACCAGGAGCACUUUGACCCCGGGACGACCGAGGGGGAAGUGGCCGUGUUCGCGGAAACCUACGAGAACGAAACCAAGGGACUGCUGGGGGACUUCAGCGCCAGUAAGACCUUCCGUCCCCAUUGGUCAGAUGCAAGUGGAGACUUGAAGCUUAAGAAGGACAGUUUUGUCCCCCCUGACGGUUGGGAGUGGGAUGGGGAGUGGUUCAUCAACCCUGAACUCAGCUUGCUGUUUGACAGAGACUCCGGCCAUAAGAACUUCUUGGAAGACAUCUACGAGAACCAGAACCGUAUCCCAGGGGGCCACUGGGUGGAAGCAACCACAUCGUGGUCGGACAUCCGCGGAGAUACGUGUCCAGCCAGGGAAGAGACAGAACUCCCAGAGGGCUGGGAAUGGGAGGAUGAUUGGCAGAUGGACCUCAACAGGGCUGUGGAUGAGGAAGGUUGGGAGUAUGCUGUGGAGUCCACUCUAUUGGGCUGGAGCCCCGUGGAGAGAACCUACCACAUGUGCAGGAGGCGACGCUGGGUCCGCAAACGCACCUCUGUUGAGGACCAUAAAGCUCUUGCCAAAAAGCAAAAAAUGGCGCAGGCCAAAACAGAAGGGUGGGAGUAUGCCCCUCUGUUCACCAUGCGUUUCCACGUGAAGAAGCGUAAGAUGGACAUGGUGCGCCGACGACGCUGGCAUCGGAAGAUGACUGCACAAGACAACUCUGCGACUGCCAUUUUUGCCAUUGAAAGUAACAGAAUGAAUCCUGAUGAUGAUGACAGUGAUGAUGAAGAUGAACCCAAAGCUGUCGCUGCACCAAGAGUCUUCCUCAGUUAUGACAAACCUCACAAGUACCAGCUUCGUUGUUACAUCUAUCAGGCAAGAGACCUGUUAGCUGCAGACAAGGACAGCUCCUCAGAUCCCUUUGCGAGUGUGAGUUUCCUGACCCAGAGUCAGGAGACAGAGAUAGUGAAGCAGAAGCUGAGCCCAGUGUGGGACCAGACGCUGCUGUUUGAUGAGAUCGAGAUCUACGGCGACCCUGCCAACAUGGAGCGUGCACCCCCACAUGUGGUAGUGGAGCUGUUCGACCAUGACAGCUUCGGUAGUCCUGAGUUCCUGGGCCGAUCUGUAGCCACACCGAUGGUCAAACUGAACACUGCCGACUCCCGAUCCCCCCGACUGGCGUGGUUUCCCGUCAUGAACGGUACCAGACAGUGUGGGGAGCUACUGGCCACCUUCGAGCUCUACUUGGCUGAUGAUGAUGAGCUGCCAUUCCUCCCACCCAAACGUGGUGAGGUGUACAGUGUUCCCCCAGACAUCAGACCUCUCAUGCAGAGGACGGCUAUAGAGGCUGUAUGCUGGGGAGUUCGGAACAUGAAGAAGUACCAGCUCUCUAAUGUCAACUCCCCAAGUGUUCAGGUGGAGAUCGGAGACACCCAAGAGACAAAAGUCAUCAAAAGUCUCAAGAAAAACCCAAACUUCGAUGAGCCUCACCUAUUCUUUGAUGUGUAUCUGCCUAAAGAGGACCUCUACAUGCCGCCAGUCAACAUCAAGGUCUUCGAUAACCGGCAGUUUGGCCGCAAACCACUGGUCGGUGUCCACAUGGUGCGGUCACUACGGGACUUCAUGGCGGAGACAGCAGGCCAGCUGGCAGAUUCUACAGAACCUGCAGUGCUGCCAGCCACCAUGGAUAACAUUUCUCUUGAGAUUGAGGGUCCGUCUGACCAGACCAUCCCACAUGAGAAGGGAGGAUCCGCGACAGAGGGGAUGGACUGGUGGUCGAAGUUCUAUGCCUCCCUUGGUGGGGAGUAUGCAGACAAGUGUGGAGAUUACCUACAGACUGGACUGGACACCAUACAGGUGUACCCCCAUGAGUUGGAGAAGGCAGAGCGGUACGGUGGGUUCCGUGACUUCUGCAGCACCUUCCAGCUGGCACGAGGGAAGGCUGAUGAGGAUGAGGAGGCUGAAGAGGUCGUGGGAGAGGUCAAGGCCACUUUUCGGAUCUACCAGCUACCGCCGGAUCCUAAAGCCGAUCUGCCACCGCGGUUGUUGGGGAACCUCCCCGGUACUGGAGCGGAGGAGUGCCUGAUCAGGAUCUAUGUAGUACGAGGCAUGGACCUUCAGCCACAGGACCAGAACGGCUUGUCGGAUCCGUACAUCAAGAUCAAGUUGGGAAAGAGCAAGAUAAGUGACAGAGACAACUAUAUCCCCAAAACACUGGAUCCCGUCUUUGGCAGAAUGUACGAGAUGACAGCGACCAUUCCUGUGGAGAAAGACCUGACCAUCACCGUGAUGGACAUGGACCUCAUCAGUUCAGACGACCUGAUUGGUCAGACCAUGAUUGACCUGGAGAACCGGCUGUUGUCCCACCACCGGCCAGCCUGCGGGCUGCCCAAGACAUACUGCAUAAGCGGCCCCAACAAAUGGAGAGACCAACAAGACCCCAAGACAAUCCUGGAGAGCCACGCACGGCGUCGUAACCUUCUUGGGCCGGAGUACGAAGGAACCAACCGACUUAGGCUGGGCAACAGGGUCUACAGUCUGGAGCAGUUUGGUGGAUGGCAGGCAUGGAGGAAAAGAAGCAAAGCACAGAUGUCCACUACAGGUCGUUGGAUGGCGAAGGAAACUUCAACUGGCGCUACAUCUUCCCAUUCGAGUACCUCCCAGCUGAACAGGCCGUGCACAUUUCGGAGAAGGAACACUUCUGGAGUCUGGAUGAGACAGUUACUCAGGUCCCUCCCAGACUCACCGUGCAGGUCUGGGACAAUGACAAGUUCUCCUUUGAUGAUUUCCUUGGCCAGUUGACCCUAGAUCUACACAAGAUGCCAAUCCCCACCAAGACAUCAAGAAAGUGUGGCGUCAAGCAGCUACAAGGAGGCAAAACUGUGGACCUGUUUGAGCAGAAGAAGUGCCGCGGAUGGUGGCCGGCUUAUCUCAUAGACAAGGACACCCAGGAGAUGACUCUUACAGGAAAGUUGGAGAUGACAGUUGAAGUCAUUCCUGGAGAGGAGGUAGACGCACGGCCUGCUGGGAAGGGUCGAGAUGAACCCAACAUGAACCCUAAGCUGGAUGACCCCCAACGUCCCGAGACCUCCUUCCUCUGGUUCACCUCUCCCUUUAAGACGUUCCGUUACAUCGUCUGGAAGAACUACAAGUGGUGGUUCAUCAUCGGCCUGAUCCUCAUCAUCAUCAUCAUCCUGGCUGUCAUCUUCAUCUACUCCUUCCCAAGUUUCGCUGCUAAGAGACUGGUCGGUGCCUAAUGACAACUGGAUAUUUUCUCAGGCCUACCUUUGGGAAAGGGUAAGAAGAAGACUGGUAAAAAAACAGAACAUAAGAACACACUUGUAAACUAGGAUAAAGGAGUAUAAUUAAGCACCUACACUGUACACCAAACUUUACCAUACAUUUCAUUGACUUAAGUGUAUUUUUGGUUUAGGACCUUCAUGGCAAUACAUUUACAUUGUACCAUGUUAUUAAAAUGUACCAGUGUCUGUUUUUAUUAGUGUAACAAAGAAUUCUAAAAGCAAUGAAGCGUACAUUCACAUACAUUGUGCAGUAGAUUGCAGUAGGUUAUAGAUAUUCAAAGAAAUAUUCAAGUUAGACCUUCAAGAUAAAAGAAAGCAUUAUAAGUGGAGAGUACUACGUACUACUGUUUAUAGUUGCACAAUGGUGCAACCUUUGAUGGUGCAACCAACAAGCCGCAUUUUAACAGGGACAGAGACAACCAGAAAGCAUUGGAUGUAGAACGAUCCUUGCCAGAUUAUCAGAAAACCAUGGAGAUCAUUGAGCUCUCACUGAAAGUUUACUGAAAGAUUACUAGAAGUAUUUGUAACGUUUCUGGAUGCUGAAUUUCAAUGGUCUAUCAACAGUCUUUGCAAGCUGUAUCUUUAUUGGCACCAUUGUGGAAACUUGGUUGAAGUUUUACCUCUCAGUCAGUGUUCUGUAGUGUUCUGGAAUACAUAUAUUAUGUAGGAUCUAGUUUCAUCCUGUAGAUUCAACAACUUUCUACAGAAUCUGUUGAACUCAAGACCAUGGUCACAGUCAUCGUAGGUCAUCGCGCAGUUUCCUUGCCAUGAAAUUUUAUGGCAGGCUAUGAUCUAAGACAGCCUUCAAGAUAUCAACAAUCCAGCUGUAUUAUGCAUGAUGCAUACAUGCCCAUCCCUAGAAUUUUCUUAGUUUACGAUGGUACAUGUACAACACUUGCAUGGCGUAUGUGACCAGACCCUAAACGCCCAUUUCUUCUGGCUACUGGUGGCAAUAUUAUUCUGACUGCUGAAUGUUUUGUAAGAAGUGCCUUUUUAUGAAGAGUGUGAUGUAAUGUAAUGUUAUAGCUAAACUGGAGUGAACAUAGUUUAAGGGAAACAGAGAUGUGGAUAUUUGGAUUUGACAAAAAUGUGCAAAAUUACAUCUAUGCAUUUUGAAUGUACAGUCAUGUAUCUGAAGAUAACAAAAUGACAGUACAAAACCAUUUGUUCAUUUUCCAUCGCAUUGCCUUUAUCAGAAUAUCUACUGUUACAUGAAUGUUGUGUUGAGUAUUUUACCAAAGAAGCUCAAUACAGGAUAGAAUAUAUCAUUUCACAUAUAAGAAUACUGAAGAUGAACAUUUCUGUGAAAGUUUACUUUUGUGUUAUGUGAUAGUUUUUAACUGCAGAUUCUAUCUAAAUCAAUCACUAAAGCACAAUAUUGAAACAACCACGUAAAUUGAGUUACUUGUUGUAGUGAUGUCUUCACUAUGUUAUGUCUGAUGUCUGGUCUUUUUACACAUGUAUUAAACAAGUUAUUUAGAGUUUUAGGGAAAUAGCAGUGGAAGUAUCAGUUUUCUGACCACUGUGGAGUUUUAUUCUUACUCUUAGUAUUAGAUUUUAUCCACUAUUUUAGGUAUGUAGUAUUACCUAUUUGUCUUUAUGGCAGUGAAUAUUUCAUGUUUUUAAUGUUACAAUCCAGAUCAUGAAGGAAGUGAAGAAUUCUUAGAUGAAUAUGCAUGAUUUCAAGUUAAAAAGUGAAAAAUUGUGUGCCAAAAUAGCUAUAGUUAAUGCAAGAAAUGCCUGAAUCUCUUUAUAGUUAUUUAAAAUCAUCCACUAUUAGCAAACUUCAUUUCAGGUAUGCUAGCAUAAUGAAUAAAGCAGCCUUCUUCAACCA
This is a messenger RNA of Branchiostoma floridae (Florida lancelet), 7709 nucleotides long. Its product is annotated as dysferlin-like. Gene Ontology annotation, biological process: plasma membrane organization. NCBI's taxonomy places the organism in Eukaryota, Metazoa, Chordata, Leptocardii, Amphioxiformes, Branchiostomatidae. Gene Ontology annotation, cellular component: membrane. The record is from RefSeq and is a predicted model, not a curated record.